UAAAAAUUAUAGUUGUAAAAAGUUUGAUCCAUUGAUAUUUCAUUGCUAUUCGUUAAUUUGAAAAUCGAUUGUCGAUUAACAAACCUAUCCCAAACCUGAAACUGCCGAUAUGCUACUAUGUUAGUCAUGCAGCUUACGAACACCAGUUAAUGCAACGGACACGUUAAUGCACGUUGGGCACCGAUAAUUCUUAAAGUUAUAGAACGAAAUGGCACCCCGUAAAACUGCAAAACAUUCAGACACAGAGGUUGUAGAUAGAGCUGCGGAAGCAGGCAAUAUAUUGCCUCCGAAGAGAAAAAAAGCCGUUGCUAAAACUGUGAAUAAAAGCGAUGAAGAGAAGCAAAUUAGAUUGCCAAGAGCUGCAAAAUUAACGAAAACCGAGCAGUCAGAAACAGCAGAUCUAACUUCGGUCAUAACUGAAAACGCAAAAACAAAAACCAAGACCUCGUUGCUUGGUAAAAAUGUUUCAGAGCUUGCAAAAUCGAAUUCAAAAGUUAAGAUUACAGCAAAGAAGAAUAAAGGAGCUGCAGAAAAAACUGAUACAAGUUCUGUAAAUUUGGAGAAUGUGGAAAAUCCAGAGAAAACUGAGAUGAAAAAGACACGUACUAAACCUGCAACGAAAAAGGCGGGAAUCGAUGUGGACGACGAAUCCAAGAUAAAAUCAAAAGGAAAAACCAAAAAAGGAAUCGCCAGUGAAGGUACUGAAAAUUUAGAAGUACCAGUUACAAAAAGGAAAAAGCAAGCAAAUACUGAGGCAAUAUCAAAAGAAAGUAAAGCAAAAGCAGUGAAAAAGGAAAUUGAUACAAAUACUGAUAUAAAAGAUAAAAAUGCGAAUAAAGGUACCAAAAAAGCUAAAAUUUCUUCUAGUAAUGAGAUUAAAAACAAUGUUAAAACAGAAGAAUCCAUAGCAACUAUAAAGGCAAAUAAGAAAUCAAAUGAUGAUAAGUCUUCAAAAGUAACAGUAGCAAGGAAAACAAGAGGUCGUAAAAAUGAACCUAAUUCAGAAGAUAUUUCAAAAGAUGAUAAAGAUUCAAAAACAGAAGAAUUGUCAUCUUCAGAACCAGAACAUACCAAUAGUAAUGAAAGUCAAGAUGUUCAAAAUAAUCAACCAGAAACAGCAGAAACAACUCAAACUUCCAAAAAGGGAAGAAAUGUAAAAAAAAAGGAGGUACCUCAAAAAAAAGCUACUAAAAUGCGUGGGAAAACUGUUAAUCGUAAUGCUGAUAUUGCUUCUAAUGAAAAUGAUGCUGUUAAAGAAACACAAAAAAAAAUAAAUAAAGAUUCAGUACCUACUACAAAAAGAGGUCGAGGGAAGAAAGGGAUUAUUAUAACCACUGGAAAAGACGAAAAUACAGAAAAUACUUCGGAAAAUGCACCGAUAGAAGAGAAAAAAGUAUUACAUUUGUCAGAAACAUUAACUAGUAGUAACAACGUGCAAAAAUCGUCAGACGAAGAUAAUGAUAAAAAACAGGAUUUAAAGAAAGAAGAAACAAAGAAUACCAAAACAUUGGGGACACUUAAAAAGACAGAUGAGGCAAAUAUGAUUAAAAUCGAAAUAAAUGAAAAUAAUGUUAUAAAUACAUCGAUACAUGAAGAUGAAAAUUAA
This is a messenger RNA of Eufriesea mexicana, 1606 nucleotides long. RefSeq names its product cylicin-1. The transcript has 4 exons. The record is from RefSeq and is a predicted model, not a curated record. Bases 209 to 1606 code for a protein of 465 amino acids. NCBI's taxonomy places the organism in Eukaryota, Metazoa, Arthropoda, Insecta, Hymenoptera, Apidae.